UCAUAAGAAGCAUGGAACACAGCCACAAAAGUGCUUCCAUCUCACUUCUUUCACUUGUACUACUGUCCUGGAUUUUAUACCUUGAAACAGUUACACUUGUUUUCUGCAAUGCAGAUGUUAAUGUGGACUGCAUGAAUAUUGAGAAGAAAGCUCUUCUCAAACUCAAAGACGGCCUUACAGAUCCUUCUGACCGGCUUUCGUCUUGGGUAGGAGAGGAUUGCUGCAAAUGGAGAGGUGUAGGCUGCAACAACACAACUGGACGUGUGGAAAGCCUUAAUCUUCGCAACUCAUAUUCAGAUGAUUUGGACAGUGAUGUUGGUACACUUCAUGCUUUAGGAGGUGAGAUCAAUCCUUCUUUGCUUGAUUUGAAAGACAUUGUUUACUUGGAUUUGAGCAUGAAUAACUUUGGAGGUAUCAAACUUCCAAGUUUCAUUGGAUCACUAGAGAAAUUAAAAUAUCUCAAUAUAUCUCGUGCAUCUUUUGGUGGUGUCAUUCCACCCAAUCUUGGAAACCUUUCAAGAUUGCUCUAUCUUGAUCUCAGUUAUUACCUUGUUGAAGCAAUUGAGAAUGAUCUCAGAUGGCUUCCUAGUCUUUCUUCCUUAAAGUACCUUGACUUAGGAGGAGUGGACCUUACCAAGACUGCAAGCUAUUGGCUUCCCACUGUUAACAUGCUCCCUUCACUUGUUGAACUGCAUUUGUCCACUUGUGGACUUUCCAUUCUUCCUCCCACUCUUCCAUACAUUAACUUUACAUCCCUCUCGGUUCUUGAUCUCUCUAGCAAUGGUUUUAACUCCACCAUACCUCACUGGUUGUUCAAUCUGACUGAACUAGUCCACCUUGACCUAAAGUUUAAUAGUCUCCACGGAAUGCUUCCUGAAAGAUUUGGUAUGUUGACUUUUCUCAAGACACUUGAUUUGUCAGAGAAUUCAAACAUUGAAAGUCGGUUGCCAAGAAACUUGGGACUGUUAUGCAAUUUGCAGACACUAAAACUUAGUGUCAACAAAAUUAGUGGUGAGAUUACUGAGUUCCUAGACAGUUUGUCUGGAUGUGCAAACAUCACCUUAGAGACGUUGGAUUUAGGAUAUAACAAUCUGUCAGGAAAUCUGCCUAAUUCUUUGGGAUAUCUUAAAAGCUUAAGAUACCUCAAAUUGUGGUACAAUUCAUUUCAUGGCAGAAUCCCAGAAUCUAUUGGAAACUUGACAUCUUUGGAGAACUUAUACCUGACUAAGAAUCAGAUGAGUGGGGCCAUCCCAGAAAGUUUUGGGCAGCUCUCAUCGCUGGUUGCACUAGAAAUCAAUGAUAACAAAUGGGAAGGUGUCGUAACAGAAGCACAUUUUGUCAAACUCCGAAACUUAGAAGAGGUGUCAAUUAGAAAAGAUUCCUCAAACAUUUCCUUAAUUUUCAACAUAAGUUCUGACUGGAUACCUCCUUUUAAAUUGAGAUACUUGAGCAUCAGCUCAUGCCAACUGGGUCCGAAAUUUCCUACAUGGCUCAGAAAUCAGACUGAGCUGGUCAUAGUGGGACUCAUAAAUGCUAGAAUUUCAGACAUCAUACCAGAUUGGUUUUGGCAGUUGGAUUUGCUUUUAGAUGAUCUAGAUUUCUCUAAUAAUCAACUAAGUGGCAGGGUACCUAACUCCUUACGAUUCAGCUUGAGGGGCAUUGCUGAUUUGAGUUCAAACCACUUCGCUGGGCCUCUCCUGCUCUGGUCAUCAAACAUUUCUGGUCUGUAUCUCAAUGAUAAUCUAUUUUCAGGGCCAAUUCCUCACGACCUUGGUGAAGUGAUGCCUUUGGUAGAAGAUUUAGACAUCUCUAGGAACUCUCUCACUGGUAGGAUUCCACUGUCUAUUGGUAAUCUAAGCCGAUUAACAACCCUGGUUAUCUCAAAUAACCACUUGUCUGGUGAAGUUCCAAAUUUUUGGAACAGUCUGUCCGAAGUCUAUAUUGUAGAUAUGUCGAACAACGGUCUAUCAGGAGCAUUGCCAAUAUCCAUGGGUUUCCUUAGUACACUCAGAUUCUUGAUACUUUCAAACAACAAAUUCUCAGGCAAACUGCCUUUACUGAAAAACUGCACUGGCAUGAAGAGUCUUGAUCUUGGGGAGAAUAAGUUUUCUGGAAACAUUCCAGCCUGGAUAGGAGAAAGCAUGCUCUCCUUGUGGAUUUUACGCCUGAGUUCCAACUUAUUCACUGGACACAUUCCUUCACAGUUAUGUGGCCUUUCCAAUCUUCACAUACUGGACCUCUCAAACAAUGAUCUUGUUGGUCACAUUCCUCUCUGUGUGGGCAAUUUGAGUGGUUUGAAAAUAUCUGAAGCCACAGAUACAGAUACAGCAUUCCUUUACCAGGGAGAAUUGGAGGUAGUUUCAAAAGGAAGAGUGCUUCAAUAUGACACCAUCCUUUACCUUGUUAAUAGCCUAGACCUCUCAAACAAUAACUUAUCAGGAGAGCUUCCUGUGGAGCUAACAAGCCUUAUAAUGCUGGGAACCUUGAAUUUGUCCAUGAAUCAUCUCACAGGUAUAAUCCCUGAAAAGAUUGGGAACUUGAAAUCGAUAGAAACUCUUGAUCUUUCGAUGAACAAACUUUCGGGUUCCAUUCCACAGAGUAUGGUUUCUUUGACAUUUGUGACUCAUCUAAACCUGUCGCACAACAACUUAUCCGGGAAAAUCCCAACAAGCAACCAGUUCAACAGCUUGAUUGAUCCAUCAAUUUAUCAAGGCAAUGCUGGUCUUUGUGGCAGUCCGUUACCAACUCCUUGCCGAGACAAUGAAGAAACACCUCAGGUUCCAAGAGAAGAUGGAGAAGGAGAUGAUGGUAAAUCUGAAAAGGUAUGGUUAAUGAUCAGCAUAGCAAUAGGUUUCAUAUUGGGGUUCUGGGUGGUGGUUGGGAGUUUGGUCAUCAACAAGACUUGGAGAUAUGCCUAUUUUCGCUUCCUUGACAGAAUGAAGUAUGCUGUCCUUGAUUUUGUCUUAGCCAUUGGGAAAUGUUUGUGCAAAAGAUCAGGCAUAGAUGAAUUGUCCUAGUUUCCCUGUUUUAUUCAGCAACUAAGUAUGUAUUUUCCUUUCUUUUACAAAUUUGUAUAAUAAGAGCUUGUAUGCUUGCAAUAAACUCCAAUUUUUGCUUCAGCCAGCCACAAGUUGUACAUUAUUACCUGCA
Rosa chinensis is the source of this 3150-nucleotide messenger RNA. Its product is annotated as receptor-like protein EIX1. Lineage: Eukaryota; Viridiplantae; Streptophyta; Magnoliopsida; Rosales; Rosaceae. The record is from RefSeq and is a predicted model, not a curated record. The transcript has a single exon. Bases 12 to 3017 code for a protein of 1001 amino acids. Gene Ontology annotation, molecular function: protein binding.